AUCGGAAGGAAUUGGAUGGGGAAAUUGAGACUUGAUAGAGGAAUAGCGCGAGGCUAUUUAGCCAGGCGCGGGCCAGUCCUUCAGGGCUGUAGAACCUGGAGGCGAGGAGAGAAAGGAGCGGAGGGCAGGGAGGAGAGGCGGCGACCAAGGCGGCUGAUGGAGGUCUCGGAGCGGGGGAGGCGUGGGCUGGGAGCCGGAGAAGGGCGGGGAGCGGCGCGCGUGCACGGAUUUAUACCAGAGCUUGAUGGGCAGCAGGCCGGGGAGCGCAGAGGUGGGGCGUGCGGUGAGGGGCGCGAGCCAGCGAUGGGAGUAACUGGGGCGCGCGACCCUGGCCGGCGCUUGACAGCUUCCGCCCCUGUAGGCUCCAGUGAUUUCCUGCUUGCGUGAGGAAAACUGGGAUCUGGGAGGUGUCCGCGCCCUCCGUGCCACCGUCCGUGCCACCGGGGCCGGCGCCGAUCAUGCCCCGCGGCUGCCGCUGUCUGCGUCUCGUGUGCCUGCUGUGCAUCCUGGGGGCGCCUGGUCAGCCGGCCGGAGCUGAUGACUGCAGCGCCCACUGCGACCUGGCCCACGGCUGCUGCAUGCCUGACGGCUCUUGCAGGUGUGACCCAGGCUGGGAGGGGCUGCACUGUGAGCGCUGUGUGAGGAUGCCUGGCUGCCAGCAUGGUACCUGCCACCAGCCCUGGCAGUGCAUCUGCCACAGUGGCUGGGCGGGCAAAUUCUGUGACAAAGAUGAGCACAUCUGUACCUCAAAGUCCCCCUGUCGGAACGGAGGCCAAUGCGUGUAUGAUGGGGGCGGCGAGUACCACUGCGUGUGUCCACCCAGCUUCCAUGGGCGGGACUGUGAGCGCAAGGCAGGCCCCUGCGAGUGGGCGGGCUCCCCGUGCCGGAAUGGCGGCCAGUGCCUGGAUGACCAGGGCUUUGCCCCCAACUUCACAUGCCGCUGCCUGGCGGGCUUCAUGGGUGCUCACUGCGAGCUGAAUGUAGAUGACUGCCUGAUGCGGCCUUGUGCCAAUGGUGCCACCUGUGUGGAUGGCAUAAACCGCUUCUCCUGCCUCUGCCCUGAGGGCUUUGCUGGACGCUUCUGCACCAUUAACCUGGACGACUGUGCCAGCCGCCCCUGCCAGAGAGGCGCCCGCUGCCGGGACCGUGUUCAUGACUUUGACUGCCUCUGUCCCAGUGGCUAUGGCGGCAAGACUUGUGAGCUUGUCCUACCCAUCCCAGACCCUGCCACCAUGGCGGGCACCCCCAUAGGGACCACCUCAGCAGUGGUGGCCCUUGCCACAGGGUCAGUGCCCCAUAGCUCGGGUGCAGGCCUGCUGCGCAUCUCGGUGAAGGAGGUGGUACGGAGGCAAGAGGCUGGGCUGGGGGGAUCAAGCCUGGUGACCCUGGUUGUGUUCGGGGCGCUCACUGCCGCCCUGGUCCUGGCCACUGUGUUGCUGACCCUGAGGGCCUGGCGCCGGGGCAUCUGCCCCCCUGGACCCUGCUGUUACCCAGCGCCCCACUACACCCCUGCCCGGCAGGACCAGGAAUGUCAGGUGAGCAUGCUGCCGGCAGGGCUGCCCCUGUCACCAGACCUGGGCCCGGAGCCUGGCAAGACCACGGCGCUGUGAUGGUGGUGAGGGCUCCCAGCCCCCAUCCUCACCUGCUCUGCACUUCAGACUACAGCUGUCCUUCCUCACCCCUCGGCACAGAUGUGUGAAUCCAGGGGGCUUCAGCCUCAC
Heterocephalus glaber (naked mole-rat) is the source of this 1721-nucleotide messenger RNA. The record is from RefSeq and is a predicted model, not a curated record. NCBI's taxonomy places the organism in Eukaryota, Metazoa, Chordata, Mammalia, Rodentia, Bathyergidae.